Molecule: messenger RNA, 6651 nt
Organism: Canis lupus familiaris (dog)
Lineage: Eukaryota; Metazoa; Chordata; Mammalia; Carnivora; Canidae
Gene: NRP2
Product: neuropilin 2
Exons: 16
Coding region: 535-3255 (906 amino acids)
Biological process (GO): vascular endothelial growth factor signaling pathway; angiogenesis; axon guidance
Cellular component (GO): membrane
Molecular function (GO): semaphorin receptor activity; vascular endothelial growth factor receptor activity
Source: RefSeq, a predicted model, not a curated record
CCGGCCGUGGGCGCCUCCGCCCGCGCGGGGUCCCGGGGGCCGGGGAUGCGCGUCAGCCUCCGCCUCUGAGAUCGCAGCUGCCUGGGGGACCGGGGGAUGCCCGAGGCAAGUCUGGGCUUUCCUUUUUAUUAUUAUUAUUAUUAUUAUUAUUUUAUAGACAUACAUAUUCUUUUUCUUUACGCUUGGCUUUCGGGAAAUCUCCGUGAUGUUGUAGGAGAAAGGAAAUGAUACUUUGAGGAACUGGAGAGGACAUAGAUGCGUUUUCUUCUUAAGAUUGGAAAGCCGUGCGUCCCCUCUUCCCGGCUUGCCCCCGCUCUGCUGAUUCCGAGAGCCACCCUCCUCCUGGGGAGGUGAGGAUCCAGCAGGAAUAAAGGUGAAGACGGGCCGCCAGGACCCAGGAGGGGGGACACUGACCGGUGCAAACCUUUGCAGAAGAUACUGUAAGGAAGAACCUAAGGGAAAGAAAAACACAAAGACUUAAAAUCAUACAAGAAAUCUGCGAAUCCAGCUCUGGAGAAAGCCUCCUUCUCCAAAAUGGAUAUGUUUCCUCUCACCUGGGUCGUCUUAGCUCUCUACUUUUCAGGAUGCGAAGUGAGAGGCCAACCAGACUCACCCUGUGGAGGUCGUUUGAAUUCCAAAGAUGCUGGCUACAUCACCUCCCCAGGUUACCCCCAGGAUUACCCAUCCCACCAGAACUGCGAGUGGAUUGUUUACGCCCCCGAACCCAACCAGAAGAUUGUCCUCAACUUCAACCCUCACUUCGAGAUCGAGAAGCACGACUGCAAGUACGACUUCAUCGAGAUCCGGGAUGGGGACAGUGAAUCCGCAGACCUCCUGGGAAAGCACUGUGGGAACAUCGCCCCCCCCACCAUCAUCUCCUCCGGCUCCGUGCUCUACAUCAAGUUCACCUCCGACUACGCCCGGCAGGGGGCAGGCUUCUCUCUGCGCUACGAGAUCUUCAAGACAGGCUCUGAAGACUGUUCAAAAAACUUCACAAGCCCCAAUGGGACCAUCGAAUCCCCUGGGUUUCCUGAGAAGUACCCACACAACUUGGAUUGCACCUUUACCAUCCUGGCCAAACCCAAGAUGGAGAUCAUCCUGCAGUUCCUGACCUUUGACUUGGAGCACGACCCUUUGCAGGUGGGAGAGGGAGACUGCAAAUACGAUUGGCUGGACAUUUGGGACGGCAUUCCGCAUGUCGGCCCUCUGAUUGGGAAGUACUGUGGGACUAAAACACCAUCUGAACUCCGCUCGUCGACGGGGAUCCUCUCCCUGACCUUCCAUACAGACAUGGCGGUGGCCAAGGAUGGCUUCUCUGCACGCUACUACCUGGUCCACCAAGACCCACCAGAGAACUUUCAGUGCAAUGUCCCUCUGGGAAUGGAAUCUGGCCGGAUUGCCAAUGAACAGAUUAGUGCCUCAUCCACCUACUCUGAUGAAAGGUGGACACCUCAACAAAGCCGGCUCCAUGGCGAUGACAAUGGCUGGACACCCAACUUGGACUCCAGCAAGGAGUACCUCCAGGUGGACCUACGCUUCCUAACCAUGCUCACAGCCAUUGCCACGCAGGGAGCGAUUUCCAGGGAAACCCAAAACGGCUACUAUGUCAAAUCCUACAAGCUGGAAGUCAGCACGAAUGGGGAAGACUGGAUGGUGUACCGGCAUGGCAAAAACCACAAGGUGUUUCAAGCCAACAACGAUGCAACAGAGGUGGUUCUCAACAAGCUGCACACGCCGCUGCUGACCAGGUUUGUCAGGAUCCGGCCCCAGACCUGGCACUCGGGCAUCGCCCUGCGGCUGGAGCUCUUCGGCUGCCGGGUCACAGACGCUCCCUGCUCCAACAUGCUGGGGAUGCUCUCGGGCCUCAUCCCGGAUUCUCAGAUCUCGGCCUCCUCCACCCGCGAGUACCUCUGGAGUCCCAGCGCCGCCCGCCUGGUCAGCAGCCGCUCGGGCUGGUUCCCCCGGAUCCCGCAGGCCCAGCCGGGCGAGGAGUGGCUGCAGGUGGACCUGGGAGUGCCCAAGACGGUGAAGGGCGUCAUCAUCCAGGGGGCCCGCGGGGGAGACAGCAUCACUGCCGUGGAAGCCAGGGCAUUUGUCCGCAAGUUCAAAGUCUCCUAUAGCCUAAAUGGCAGAGACUGGGAAUACAUCCAGGACCCCAGGACCCAGCAGCCGAAGCUGUUUGAAGGGAACAUGCACUAUGACACCCCUGACAUCCGAAGAUUCGACCCUGUUCCGGCGCAGUACGUGCGGGUGUACCCCGAGAGGUGGUCUCCAGCAGGGAUUGGGAUGCGGCUGGAGGUGCUGGGCUGUGACUGGACAGACUCGAAGCCCACCGUAGAGACACUGGGACCCACUGUGAAGAGCGAAGAGACCACCACCCCGUAUCCCAUCGAUGAGGAGGCCACGGAGUGUGGGGAGAACUGCAGCUUUGAAGAUGACAAAGAUUUGCAGCUCCCUUCAGGAUUCAAUUGCAACUUUGAUUUGCCCGAGGAGCCCUGUGGUUGGAUGUAUGACCAUGCCAAGUGGCUCAGAAGCACCUGGACCAGCAGCUCCAGCCCCAACGACCGGACGUUUCCAGACGACAGGAAUUUCUUGCGGCUGCAGAGCGAUGGCCGGAGGGAGGGCCAGUACGCGCGGCUCAUCAGCCCUCCGGUGCACCUGCCACGAAGCCCCGUGUGCAUGGAAUUCCAGUACCAAGCGACGGGCGGCCGCGGGCUGGCGCUGCAGGUGGUGCGCGAAGCCAGCCAGGAGAGCAAGCUCCUCUGGGUCAUCCGCGAGGACCAGGGCAAUGAGUGGAAACACGGGCGGAUCAUCUUGCCCAGCUACGACAUGGAGUAUCAGAUUGUGUUUGAGGGAGUCAUAGGAAAAGGACGUUCAGGAGAAAUUGCCAUUGAUGACAUUCGGAUAAGCACGGACGUCCCACUGGAGAACUGUAUGGAACCCAUCUCUGCUUUUGCAGGUGAGAAUUUUAAAGGGGGCACCCUGCCACCAGGGACCGAGCCCACAGUGGACACGGUGCCCGUGCAGCCCAUCCCAGCCUACUGGUAUUACGUAAUGGCCGCCGGGGGCGCCGUGCUGGUGCUGGUCUCCGUCGCGCUGGCCCUGGUGCUCCACUACCACCGGUUCCGCUAUGCGGCCAAGAAGACCGAUCACUCCAUCACCUACAAAACCUCCCACUACACCAACGGGGCCCCUGUGGCGGUGGAGCCCACCCUAACCAUUAAGCUAGAGCAAGACCGCGGCUCGCACUGCUGAGGGCCGAAGCCAAGGACGGCACCCAAAACAAACGAGAAAGACUGCAAACACGUUGCCUCGAUUUUGCACUUUUUUCUCCUCGCCUAGUCUCUGUGUGAACUCUCAGACGCCUCUCUCUCUCCCUCUCUGUGUGUGUGUGUGUGUGUGUCUCUCCCCCUCGGGGCCCGAACCCUGUGUGCUUUGCUUCAUCCUGACCAUAGUCCUUGGGUUCUUUCUUUUUUCUUUCUUUCUUUUCUUUUCUUUUCUUUUCUUUUCUUUUCUUUUCUUUUCUUUUCUUUUCUUUCUUUCCUUCUUUUUCUUUUCUUUUUUUUCCCCUUUCCUUUGUGGAUUCCCAACCCACCACCCCUCCACUCUAAUGCUGCAUCUUGGACUAUGAGAAGAGAUCCACCCCUCAGCACUCCACAACUGAAGGCUCAGCUGGUUUCCUUGCAGAGACUGGUUCCCCGUUUCUCCCCCGGCCUUACCCCGUGCCUCCCCCCCGGUGGGCAGUCUGCCAGGAGACUGGAGAGGAAACCUGGCUCUGUGUGUUUGUACAUAAUAUACACUUGCGUGUGAAUAGCUCUAUGUUGUGUGUGGUGGUGGGGUGGGGGGAGUGUGAGAAAGAGAGCCUGGUUCAUUGUGGGGGGGAGUGUGUGGGUGUGUUCAGAGAGGACCCCCCCCUUUAAUUCUUGUGUUAUUUCCCCGGGGGGGGGGGGUCCAUUUUACAAGAAAAUAAUAUACUGUACUAGUUUUGUUUACUCGGAGAAGAGAUUGAAGCUUUUUGUUGCCUUAUCUAGCUCUGGCUGGGUUUCUGUUGGCUACCGUUGUCAUCUCCAGGUCCCUAAGAAACUAGAGGCCACGUGAAAUGAAAUGUGGCCCCUCCCGUCCCUGUCCCGUUCCCAACCCAUCUGGCCCAAGAGGAAAGUUCCCCCAACGCACUCAGACGUGACCCCUUGUCACGUCUCCUGGAGUCUUUGAAGCAGCAAGAUAGCAGCCAUUGGGUGCGUGCAGAACCAUCUCGACUUCCAGCCCUGAAGCAAAUCUGUCUCAUGUUGCCUUAUAAAAGAGAAGCUCAUAAUGAAUGUUUAGCUUUGAUCAGUGAAGUCCAAUCUUGGAGUAAGUCAUAGAGAAUAACAAAUCUGAGACUGGCGUAGCAGAAGCAGUAGCCUGUUUUAAGUUGGGAGCAGGAGGUGAAGGAGAGGAGGGAGGAGAAGGAAGGACUGAGAAGUGGGGUCUUUUACAAGUCUCCUCCCUCGGGGGGGCGGGGUUUAUUGUGCCCGACUUGGGAUGGAAUGGAGUAAGAAGGUUAAAAAUCACAUUCUUUGGUAUUAUAUUGAUCAUUGUAUUCGCAUUUGUAAAAUGUGGGGGAAAGGGGAUCGUUUGCUUUCCUUUCGUGGUGUUAACGUGUGCCUGAAUCUAUAGCCGCUAAAACAUAAGACUGUCCACCUGACUUAAUUUAAAUAUUAUGAGAUUAUAAACAAAAAGUAGUCAUUUUUUUUUUUUUUUUGUAACGUGUCAGUGUGCUACCCCUUAAAGCGUUCGUAGCAUCUGGCAAAUACACCCUCGUAGGCUGGCCUGGCAUUUCCAGAUGUUGCGGCAUCGGAGAGGAUAUAAUGAAAAUAAAUCUGUUGCUGCCCAUGUGUCUUCUCUAAGCAACGCACGGAGAGGGGUGUUGGAGAUAAACUGCCUAAUGAUACUGUAGAGAGGAUAGAUUCAAUAAUGGAGUCGAUUUCAUUGAUAGGAAAUGCGUAUUUUUAAUGAGAGGCUCAGUGAACCAUGGCUCAGCCUUGGGGGGUGUUGAUUUCUCACCUUCCUGCUAGGAACCCACUGGGGAGGCAUAAGAUUCUCUCCAAAGAUGGUUGCCUGGGCUGAAAGCCUCCAGGUACCUUCUGAGAACAAAAUAUUAUUAUUAUUAUUUUUUUUUUUUUGGCUGCUUGGGAGAGAGAGACUUUUAGCAUUCUUUCAGAAUUGUACUCGCAGGUCCCUCCAGCACACACUCACUUUCGCAUCUGGUUUGUUUCAUCCUUCUGAAAGAAAGGUGCUCUCCCACUCUUAUUCUAUUUCAAAGAGCUACUCUGUCUCAACCACAGCAGCCCUGCCAAGAAGAGAAAAGAUGAAAGGCUAGAGCAUGAGCCACCUUGAGAUUUCAAGUGUCCUACCCCAGCUGAAGAUGGAAAAAGCAGCCAGGAGAGGGAGGAGGGCCAAGAGCCCAGCAUCCCGUGUGAUGAAUUCCAUGCCAGUCACUAAGGGCUUUUUAUCUCAGGUGUCCACAUCCAGUUGUGCGCUUGGGGCCAGCCGUUGCCUCAAAAAUGAUUGACAUCCCUGUAGGCGCCCCAUGGAGGCAUGGUGUCAGGAAAUUACACCUGGAAAAUCCAGCCAGUGUAGCAAACUGUCUGAGUUACUAUAUACCCUUGAGGAUUUCCCUUCUUUAAAAGAAGAUGACAACAACUUUGUGCAUUUGCUGUGUCUUUAUCUGAUGCCCCAUGUGGCAUCAUCUUUAUGUACAUGCCAUAGUUGAGAAUAUGAGGCUGCUCAAAUCUUUGUGAAUCCCACGAUGCAGUUCAGCUGGGGAUGUCACAUUUCUCUCUCUCUCUCUCUCUCUCUCUCUCGCCCAGCAACUUUCAUAGUAUUAUCCAGGUACUAUGCUCAAAGGGCAACUCUUCCAUAAAGUCAUGCUUUGCAGCUUUAGAAAGCAAAAUUCUGUAUUUCAUAGAGGGGGGAAGGAUCACUCUCUUCUAAGAAAAAUAGACUGGACAGGUGAAUGCAUGCAUGCAUGUGUUUAGAGUUGCUUCUCAGAAGACAAAGAGGUGAUAGCAACUAUUAAAAUAUAAACGAAUGAAUGAAUGAAUUGAAGGUCUAGCUGGGACUGGUAACAUUUUUGCCUUAGUAGGGGUUUCGUAUCAACAGCUCCAGGAGGGAAACCCUUAUCUCUGGGGUUAAAAAAAAAAAAAAUCCCUUCCUUGCUAUUAUGCUCACAAUUGCUAUUCCCCUAAUUGCUGGUGAAGGCAGAAAAAGGAAAAAAAAAAAAUCAUAGCAUCGCCAUUGACGAAACAGGACACUGAAAAUAAAGUGAAGUGAAAUUGACUUUUCCCUUAUCCCACAUUUUUGGGACUAAAGCCAGAAUAGGACAGGAAAUCCAGUGAUAUUUCUGACAUUGAUACCCUAUCUUUAAAAAGACCCUGUCUUUAAAAUGAAACUAGCAGGCAAGCAAACUCCUAAAUAAUCGAAAAUUACCAAAGAACAACAAAACGAGAAAACUUAAAGAUUUUUACUUCCUAUUCUUAUUCCCUCUUCCUAUAACUGUGACAUCUCUUGCAUUGCUCAGUUGCCUGUGUGUCAAAAUAACUUGUGGACAUUGGAAACUAUUUGAAAAUGUAUUGUGUGGAAUGUAAUAAAAUGAUGAUAUUUUUAUACAAA